CAAACACCCGGCAUCAGCACACUCGACUUCCCCACAGCCCCACGAACUCCUCUCGUUCAGUUUCUCAGUAUACUGUCGCGUGGAGAGAGCCUUUCUUCACGGUUUCCCAGUCUUCUAUCGGUCGAAGAGACAGAUAAGAAGGCGAGGAACUGUUCGCGGAAUGCGGCCUCGGCAACAAAAGUAAAAAUUAUUGCGGAUUCCUUUGCCGAUGGACCCGAUCGAGUGCUCACCCUAACUUUCAACAAAAUUCGAGAAAACGCGUGUGUUCCCAACCGACGGAUCUACCGAUCUCUGCAGAAGAAAGUGGACCGACGUUAAAACAAAGAGGGUCACCUAACAUAGUUAAAAAUGACGCGAGGAAGACACAAGAGGAUGUUGCUGUUAGUUGUAAUCUCCUUGGUGGUUGUAAUUGCGGAUCCAGAGCCUUCGGAUGAACUUUAUACUCGAUACCUAAAAUUUCCUGACGAAGACAAGUGUUACGAUGAUACAGGAAAACCGCAGAGGUGCAUACCGCCUUUCGAGAAUGCAGCUUUCAAUGUGCCCAUGGAAGCGACGAACACGUGCGGUCAGGACCGACCGACAGAAUUUUGUAAACAGACGGGCGUCCAAAAGAAGUCCUGCGAGAUAUGUCGAUUUGGCGACCAUCCGGCCACAUUCCUUACCGAUCACGAUAAUAACGACAACGCGACCUGGUGGCAGUCGGAAACAAUGUUCGAGGGAAUCGAAUAUCCGAACCAAGUUAAUCUCACUCUUCACUUAGGCAAGACGUUCGAUAUAACGUACGUCCGAGUGCUCUUCGAGUCGCCACGUCCAGAGAGUUGGGGCAUCUACAAGAGGCAAAACGAGGAUUCACCAUGGGAGGCUUAUCAGUUUUAUUCCGCGAGUUGCAGAGAUAAUUAUGCCUUACCAGAUUCGAAGGAGACAGUGAAAGGGGACGACACCAGGGUUCUGUGUACUUCGGAAUAUUCCGAUAUAUCACCCUUGACAAAGGGCGCUGUAGCCUUCUCUACUCUGGAAGGUCGACCUUCGGCUUACUACUUCGAAACAAACACGGCCUUGCAGGAUUGGGUCCAAGCGAUAGAUUUAAGGAUCACUCUGGAUAGGCUGAACACGUUUGGGGACGAGGUGUUUGGCGAUGAUCAGGUAUUGAAAUCCUACUACUAUGCGAUCGCUGACGUCGCCGUUGGAGCACGUUGCGCUUGCAACGGCCACGCUGGAGAAUGUGUAAAUAGCACAAGUGUAGAUGGAAGAACUCGCAGAGUAUGUAGAUGCGAGCAUAAUACCGCGGGUCCAGAUUGCAACGAGUGCUUGCCAUUCUACAAUGAUGCCCCGUGGGGUCGUGCUACAACUACAAACGCCCACGAGUGCAAACCCUGCAACUGCAACGGGUAUUCGGAGAGAUGCUACUUCGAUAAGGAACUGUAUAAGGCGACUGGCCACGGUGGUCAUUGCCUGGAUUGUCGAGCUAAUCGUGACGGCGCGAAUUGUGAACGUUGCCGGGAGAACUUUUAUCAGCGUCCUGAAGACAGCUACUGCGUCGCUUGUAACUGCAACGAAAUCGGUUCUAGAAGCUUACAAUGUAACAGUGAAGGUAGAUGCCAGUGUAAACCUGGCGUCACUGGUGACAAAUGUGACCGUUGCGCGUCGAAUUACUAUAACUUUGGCUCGUACGGCUGCACUUCCUGCGAAUGUGACAUAGCUGGCUCCCUGGCAAAUACACAGAGCUGCGACCCUGUCACUGGAACUUGCAUCUGUAAAGAGAACGUCGAAGGGAAGCGAUGUCGAGUAUGUCGACCAGGAUAUUUCAAUCUCGCGAUGGACAACGAGUUUGGUUGCACGCCUUGCUUCUGUUACGGGCACUCCUCAGUAUGUAGACCAGCGACUGGAUAUUCUAGAGUUCUAAUCGAGAGUAUGUUCGUGAGAGGAGCCGAACAAUGGACAGCUACAGUGGCUGGUAACCCGAUACCACUCCAUUAUGAUCCUCUUACCCAAACGAUAUCUGCCACGGCACUGGACCGAGACAACGUUUAUUUCGUUGCACCUGAUAGGUUCCUUGGCGAUCAACGAGCAUCCUACAGCCAAGACUUAUCGUUCACGCUGAGAAUCGGAGAAACUGGUCCCGCGCCUACUGCCCGCGACAUAAUACUCGAAGGAGGAAAUGGUGAACAAAUCACACAACCGAUUUUUGGACAAGACAAUCGUUCACCUACCGUGAUGCCGCAAGAAUAUACUUUCAAAUUGCACGAGCAUCCUAGCUACGGAUGGGAGCCACGUCUAUCAUCUAGAGCUUUCAUGUCCAUUUUAUCGAAUUUAACAGCCAUAAAAAUUCGUGGAACCUAUACCCAUCAAGGUAGAGGAUUUUUGGACGACGUUAAGUUGGAGACAGCUCAUCGUGGAGCUGCGGGUGAACCUGCCGAUUGGGUGGAGCACUGUCAAUGUCCAAAUGGCUACGUGGGUCAGUUUUGCGAAUCGUGCGCACCUGAGUUCCAUCAUGACCCACCAAAUGGUGGUCCCUUCGCCCUUUGUGUCCCCUGCAACUGUAAUGGCCACGCAGAUAUUUGUGAAGCCGAAACUGGUCAGUGCAUUUGCCAACAUAACACGGCUGGCAGCAAUUGCGAAUUGUGUAAACGUGGAUAUUAUGGCCACCCACUGAAAGGUACACCCGACGAUUGUAAACCGUGUCCUUGUCCUGACAAUGGACCCUGUAUAUUACUUGGCAAUAAACCGGAUCCGAUUUGUUCCGAGUGCCCGUCGGGUAGAACAGGGCCUAAAUGCGAAACAUGCUCGGAUGGAUAUUUUGGAAAUCCCGAGAAGGGCAUUGCUUGUCGAUUUUGCGAGUGUAACAAUAACGUUGACUUAAAUGCCGUUCGAAACUGCAAUCACGAAACUGGCGAAUGUCUAAAAUGUGUGAACAACACCGCCGGUUUUCAUUGCGAGGAAUGCCUUUCAGGAUAUUAUGGAGACGCCUUGUCCGAUCGUAAAGAAGACGGUUGCAAAUUGUGUCAAUGUUAUCCACCGGGCACUCUUGAACUCGAUGAUGGCAGAGUAGCGCCUUGCGAGCAAUUGACAGGCCAUUGCAGAUGCAAGCCUCAUGUAAUUGGUCGCAACUGCGAUAAAUGUGAAGAAGGAUAUUAUCACAUACUGAGUGGCGAGGGAUGUGCGCCUUGUAAUUGUGAUCCCGAAGGAUCUUACAAUCGUACUUGCAAUCCUAUUAACGGUCAGUGUGAAUGUAGACCAGGUGUCACUGGUCAACGUUGUGAUGCGUGUCUUCCUUAUCGAUAUGGAUUCAGCAGAGAAGGUUGCAAGCAAUGUGAUUGCGAUAAUAUCGGUUCACAAGAUCUCCAGUGUGAUGCUAGUGGGCAGUGUCCGUGUCUCACAAACGUGGAAGGAAGACGUUGCGAUCGUUGCAAGGAAAACAAACAUAACAGACAAAAUGGAUGCGUAGAUUGUCCAGAUUGUUACAAUCUUGUACAAGAUGCAGUUAACAGUCACAGGGAACGUUUGGCUGAACUAGAAAACACGCUCAGAAAGAUUAACAAUAGUCCAACCGUUAUAAAAGACUCCGACUUCGACAAGGAACUACAAAACGUUCAAGAUAGAGUGAAGAAUCUUUUGAGGAUUGCGAAACAAGGGUCUGGCAGUGAAAAUAAAACCCUGGUGGAACAACUCGAUGAACUACGCGAUCAGUUGAAUGAAAUUGGACAAAUCUCGCAAACGGUAGACUUGACAGCGUCUGAUGCGUACAAAACUACUUCCGAGGGUAUGAUGAGCAUCGACGAAGCAGAAAAAGUACUCGACAAGAUACACGAUCAGUUAACUGAGGCAGAAGAUUAUUUAGCAACAGUUGGGGCAACGGCAUUAAUCGACGCGAAAUCACGAGCGGAUCAAGUUGGUCAACAAAACAAACAGAUGACUUCAAUCGCACAAAAAGCACGUGCAUCAGCUGACAUAAAUGUUGACGAAGCUAAGAAGAUUCACGAACUGGCAGAACAAGCACGAAAUACGACGAUAGAAGCCUAUAAUCUUGCCAAGGCAGCUAUUGCGAAAAGUACUAAUUUAACCGAAGAUAUCAGAGGAUUGAAGAAUAAAUUGGAACAAUUGGAGCAUCGCAUGAACGAGGUGAAAAAUCUUACCAGCAUAGCGGCUACUAAAUCGUCCGCUGUUUGGCAGGAAGCGUUAGAUCUAUUAAUUCUAGAUUUGACGCUUCCCGCUGUUGACAUCAAGCAGUUGCAAAGUCAAGUUGCAGAGGUCAAUAAUGAGGGAUUGCAAUUAAAAGAGCAAGCACAAUUGUUAUUAGAUCGACAUGAAAACCUUAUAAAUGAAAUGUUAGAAAAGGUAAAUAAAAGCGAAGUAUUGAUAGAUAGAGCGCAGGAUCAACAGGCAGCUACUGCUGAACUUUUAGCAGAAUUGGAUGGAGCGAAUGAGAGAGCAAACGAUGCUGUAAAGCGAGGCGAUCAAACUUUGAAGGAAGCUCAGGAGACGUUGAAAAAAUUAAGCGAGUUUGAUGCUGAGGUACAACGUGAACGUAUUAAAGCUCAAAAUGCUUUACAAGGUAUAAGAGAUAUUCAGAAAUUUAUUGACAGUGCGAGGGAGCAAGCUAUGGAAGCGGAAGAAGUAUUGACCGGGUCGGAAGAUUACGCCAAAUAUUCUCGUGAAAUAGCACAGAAUGCUCAGGCAUACGCAGAGGAAGCUAGUGCAAACGCAAAUGCUAUUAGAACUGAAGCAAACAAGAUUAAAGAGGAAGCACUUCGUGUAGGAAACGAAGCUGAAAUAUUACAUCUGAGAGUUGACACCACGGAUUCCAUGAUGGGAAAAUAUGAAAUUCAAAUUGGUCAGGAUACAAACAUCACAACGGAAGCAAAUCAUAAAGUCGGCCAAGCUAUAAUCAACGUAACUUUAGCAUCGCAACAAGUGGACAAAGCUCUAGCUGACGUUGCUGAUAUAUUAAAAGAACUUGACAGUCUGCCGGAAAUAGAUGAUGCUGACUUAAACCGUUUGGAAGAACGUCUAGUGGCUGCUGAAAAGGAGAUUGCAGGUGCAAAUCUAGAUCAAAGAAUUCGAUCGUUAACGGAAGCUAAGAACUUGCAAACGCAAUGGGUAAAGAAUUACGAAGAUGAGGUUAGCAGAUUACGAAUCGAAGUCCAAAAUAUCGGUGACAUAAGGAAAGUUUUACCUGUCGAAUGUCACAAUCGUUUACGAUUGGAACCAUAAAUACAAACUAUAUCGUAAACUAUAUGAUACUUAAAAGUGCGAUCGUUCCAUUUUUUUUUUCUUUCAUAUCACUAGAAGUGCCUUAUGUGCAUUUAAAAAACAAGAAGUGGACCAAGGAAGAUACUAAAUGUAUGAAUUAUGUUUUAAUAUAGUAACACACAAAUCGAUCAAAUUUCUGUCUAAAAACCAAAAUGGUGCACUGUAUAUUACAGUUAUAUGCUCCUAAAUCAUAAACAAAUAUUUUCACUUGAACUACAAAAUUAGAAUAAAAUUUUAUAGAAUUUAAUGUCACAUUAAGGAAUCGUUAGGCGAGCAAGAUGAUAAUAUUAUUUUUGCACUUAUACUUAGAUUAUCUUAUUUAACGAAUCAUUUAGAAAUGUUUAUGCAUUUACUCUUAAAGAUUAAUUUCAUUCGCGUACUCAUACAAGUGAUUACAAUAACGAACACUAUACCAAAGAUUUUAUAUAGUAGACAUAUUUUCCCUCUGUUGUCAUUACCAGGUCAUAUGCAUUUUCAGUUCGUUUAACAUCUUUGUAACACAAUUUCUUUGUACUCGUGUACAAAUGUGUAUAUAGUAUCUAUAUACAUUCAUUUUAUUGUAACUGUCAUGUCUUUUAAGUCUUUUUUGUAAGUUCUAUAAGAGCUUCCAGAGUUCCUCCGACGAAAAGGCAAGUGUUUUAAUUUCCAAUGUACAAAAUUGAAUGUAUUACAUUGUGUGACUUAUUUAUAUGCUUGUAAGAGCAGAAUAAUGCAUUACUUUUUCGUCGAUGUUAUAUUAAACCUCGAAAAAGAACCAUUUGAGUAAUCUAAAGGAGAACAAUAGAAGCCUAAAUAUAUUUUACAAUAUAUAUCACCAUCAAACUUUUUUAUGUAUAACACUUUUAUAAAAUAUUGUUAUAUAUCUAAUACGAAUAAAAAAUUAACAAUCGAACGAUA
Hylaeus anthracinus is the source of this 6147-nucleotide messenger RNA. RefSeq names its product laminin subunit gamma-1 (gene LanB2). NCBI's taxonomy places the organism in Eukaryota, Metazoa, Arthropoda, Insecta, Hymenoptera, Colletidae. The record is from RefSeq and is a predicted model, not a curated record. The transcript has 26 exons. Bases 349 to 5211 code for a protein of 1620 amino acids.